Messenger RNA from Carica papaya (papaya), 2693 nucleotides. The record is from RefSeq and is a predicted model, not a curated record. Lineage: Eukaryota; Viridiplantae; Streptophyta; Magnoliopsida; Brassicales; Caricaceae.
AACAAAAUGAGCAAGAGAGCUUUGUGCGGAUUGUUUAUGAUGUAGAACCUGAUACUGACAGUCUCUUUUGGAUGAUAUCAAAGUUAUACAAUCAACAUGUAUCUAAAUAUGCGUUACAUUCCUCCUGUCAAAUUUCAAUGAUAGGAAUGGUAUUUCUACUCCAAAUAACAUUUUAAGGUUAGUGAUAACUAUUUGAGAAACAAAAUUUAUAAGAACAUCACAUAUAAUGCAUAAUCAGCUUCCUGUUAAUUUUUAAAAGUAUAGAUAAUGAUAUGGUAGAAACAGAACCAUUGAUGCAGGCAUUUAUUUUUCUUUCCUGCUGCUUGCUACUGAAGGAAAUAAGUUUAUCUCAAAAGUAAAUGCAAGAUUUGUGAAUAAUUUAUUGGUUUUUGCUAGUUGGAAUCACAAAGCAUACUUAGAUGUUUGGUUUAUUUUGAAAAGUUCUUGCACAUUGAAUUGCAGCCAUGUUAUUUUUCAUUUUGGAGUCAUGGUUUUCAAAUCAAAAAAAGCUUGUGUGGGCCCACAAAAUAGGUGGAAUCGGCACCCUUUGUUUCUCCAAUGAUGUGCAGAGAGAAACAUACAUUUCAGGAAGAGAACUAGAGCUAAACUUAUUAUAUAUCACUUUUGUUGGUUCCAUUUCCUGUUUAACACAAACUAUCGUAAGUACUGGGCCUUUUGCUACUAUUUGUGUGUGUUUAUCUUGAUAACAUGGAUGGGAAGAAACUUGAAUACAAAGGUGAGGAGGCAUUAAAGGAGAUUGAGAAGCUAACAACAGAAGCUGAUAAAGUUCAAGAGAACAUGUUGAAAGAGAUCUUAGAAAAAAAUAUGGAAACUGAGUAUUUGAGUAAGUAUAUGAAAGGUUCAAAAGAUAUCUCAGAGUUUAAACGUUCUGUUCCUGUUACUACCUACAAAGAUAUCUAUCCUUAUAUCCAGAGAAUUGCCAAUGGUGAAGACUCUUCUAUUCUUACUGGUCAACCUAUAACUGAAAUGUUGUGCAGUUCAGGAACUUCAGGUGGAGAACCGAAGUUAAUGCCAUCAAUAGCAGAAGAUCUUGACCGUCGGACCUUCCUAUAUAAUCUCAUCAUGCCAAUCAUGAACCAGUAAGAUUACCCACCAUUAUCUUCUUUCUUUCCAUUUCUGUGUAACUUAAAGGCGGAAAUGUCUACUCCUUGUGGCUUACCAGCCCGGGCUGUGCUCACCAGCUACUACAAGAGCACGCACUUCAAGUGUCGUACAAGCGAUCCAUUCAAUGAUUUUACCAGUCCAGACAAAGCCAUCUUGUGCAAUGACAGCAACCAAAGCAUGUAUUGCCAGUUGCUGGCUGGCUUGAUCCAUCGCCACCAGGUCAUGCGCCUUGGAGCCGUGUUUGCAUCAGCUUUUCUCCGAGCCAUAUCUUUCCUCGAACGCAAAUGGAUGCAACUAUGCCAUGAUAUCCGUACAGGGCAGCUAGAUCUUAUGAUCACUGAUCCUGGAUGUAGAUCAUCAAUGUCAGCUCUGCUAGUAUCACCAGAUCAGUGUCUAGCUAACGAGAUUGAGGACAUUUGUAGCCGUGCAUCAUGGAGGGGGAUCUUAUGUCUACUUUGGCCCAAAGCUAAGUACAUUGACGCAGUGGUUACAGGGUCCAUGGCACAAUACAUACCAUCACUUGAAUAUUAUAGUGGUGGAAAGUUGCCCUUGGUGUGUACCAUGUAUGCCUCAUCUGAGUGCUACUUUGGUCUCAACUUGAAACCCUUGUGUGACCCUGCUGAUGUGUCUUUCACACUCUUGCCUAACAUGGGGUAUUUUGAAUUUUUACCUCUGGGAAAGAAUGGGAUGCUUUCAUUUGAUGUAGUCCAGGAGGAAGAGGUGUCAGCUGAUAAGGUUGUGGACUUGGUGAAUGUUAAACUCGGUUGUUACUACGAGUUGUUGGUUACUACUUUCGCAGGACUGUAUCAUUAUCGAAUUGGAGAUGUUCUCCAAGUGACUGGAUUUCACAAUAAAGCCCCACAAUUCCGAUUCAUUUGUAGGAGAAACGUUCUUCUGAGCAUCGACAAUGACAAAACCAAUGAAGAAGAUCUUCACAAGAGCAUUACAAAAGCUAAAAAACUGUUAGAUCCCUACAAUGCCUUACUCAUGGAGUACACUAGCUACGCAGACACAUCAUCUGUGCCAGGACACUACGCGCUCUUCUGGGAAAUUCAAUUCAAGGAAUCAGUGGUGGAGUCAGUGAGCCAAAUUGAUGCAAAGGUCAUAGAAGAUUGCUGCAUCGCUGUUGAAGAAGAACUUGAUUAUGUGUACAGACGAUGCAGGACGAACGAUAAAUCCGUCGGGCCAUUGGAGAUCCGGGUGGUGCAGCCAGGGACGUUUGAGGCAUUGAUGGAUUUGUUUAUCAGCCAAGGAGGCUCAGUCAACCAGUACAAAACACCAAGGUGCAUCAACUCUAAUGCUGCUUUGAAGUUGCUUAAUGCUCACGUUACUGCAUGCUUCUUUAGUCCCAGAGAUCCAACAUGGAUUCCUUGAAAUGCUGAAUUGCUUAUUUUGCCUUCGUUGUUCAUCUUUCUGGAUAAUAGUACUACCGUUAAUGUGAGUUUUAAAUGAGUUUGUGCCAUAAGUAAUAGGCAUAUAUCAGCACCGAGAUAUGUGUUGAAACGCGAUGUUUAGUACUAAUGGUGUAUUGAAUCUUGCUAUCGAUGCUUGAAUUAUGUUAUUUAUUA